UUAAAAUCAGAAGGGUUGGUGCUAGCCCCUUCUUGUUUAUUUCCCUACGACAGUCAGUGUGGAAGCAAAUACUUUACAACACUAUACCAGAUAAUUCCAGGAAAGACGUAAACGCGAAACCAAGAAUGGAUUAUAUCAUAAUCAAAUAGAAAUCGUUUUGUUGAUAUCAAUAGCGAAGUUCACUUUCCCGUAUGGUUAAAUUGCCCUAUGGAAAGAUGCACUCAAUGCAUUGGCCGCAUCCCCUAAUAUCCGGACGCUAAGUGAGAAUAAGCGCGACCGACAAGGGGGUUCUUGGGGGUGAUUUUCGUUUAACUAUUAUUCCUAUGUUUUUAUCAUUUCCUCAAGAAUUUCACCUCUAUCGUGGGUACUCUCUAUUUUUUGUUAACAUUAUAAAUUGAUGCCGAAUCUUACCAUCACUGUCAUGUUCAAAAAGCCUUAGUGUUGACGAUCAAUUAUAUUUUAAAAAAAUCGUCCAUUCGGCAAAAUAGUUAAUGAAUAGUCUUGGUAAUAAAUUGAAACUGAAGUUUCUAUUCUUAUGGUCAGCCUGGGCAUAAGCAAGUUAACAAAGCGUAAGCAACAUCCUGUUGGCUAUCAUUUAGCUAUCUUUGUAUUGGAUAAUUUGCCUCACAACAAUAUCGUUCCAGUAUGUUUUGGUCAAGCCUUUUCUCUGUGAAAGGUCAAACUAAAUCGAUUUUAAAGAUUCAGACCCAACUACUGCGAAACGCAUCUUUGCUUUGCAGUCAUCCACGAACCUACUAAAUUGUGUAUUGAUGUUUCUGGGUUUUCACCUCUAGAAUCCCCAGGAUGCAAGUAUUAAGGAACGUUAUGUAACUUAUCAAUAGCAUGACCUGCUACUUGUUUAUUUUGUUCUUGUUCCUACACCAAUAUUAAUGAAGCACCAAGUAUUAAUUAUCUGAUAUGAUACACGCACUGACUAGACUAAAUGAGCGUAUACAAUAUUGACAUCGUUCCGGUGGCAAUAUUGUAUACGCUCAUUUCCGAAAAGAAAUUGAGGUUUCAUAUAUAGUGUGAAUACUGCUUUAUUCCCAUGACCUUGUCUUUUCUACUUAUCGUAGCUAAAGGCUUUUGGGUGGAAAUAAUGGUAUUAGUCCACUUAUUUUGUCCCUUUGGCGAAAGAGAAGAAGUUGCAGCAUUCGCACUGAAUUGCACUAAAUGUACACUACACAAUAUUCUUUUUUGAAAUAUCUACUUGUCUCGAGACAGUCAGAAAAAAUUAUAAAAUGGGAUCAGAAAAAGUUUUUAAACUUGUAGUUUUUCUGACGGCAGGGUCUUGCUAAUUUGAUAUUUUUAUGAUAAAAUACUGUCGUUUUGCUAUGAAAAUGCAAGCUUGGCCUAAGUAUAUCUGAAAAGGCAACGAAAAAGCUAAACUAUCUUUUUAUAUUUUUGCUUUCAAGCCCUUCAAUACGAUACUAUCGGUACAACGCUGUCUUGAUCUGACAGUGUACAUUUCUUCAUGAGAACCGAUCGUACCGUUGUGGCUACGACCGUUCUAAUCGCAAGCAAUAAUUGAGUUGUGAUGGAAACAUGUAUACAUAAAUAUCUGUGUUAAUGAAUACAAAUCACGUUUGCACUACAUUUAUAUGAGCUCGUAUGAGAGGACACCUGAAAUAACUUCCCACAAAUGACUCAACCUGUCGUCUUGAAUAAUUGAUUGAGCAAAAAAGCUCUCGUAGGUCUGAUUUAAAAGAUACCAGCAGUGAGAAAAUAAGAUAGUCUGUUCGCUAUCAUGAUGGUGAUUUGGAGUUUCUGAGGCUCAAAAGGAAGAUAAAGCUUUGACUUACGUACGCGACCCCACGUGCUUAUGGAUUGGCGGACAUCGAGAUUGCUCUCUUCCUUGCUGUUAGUGGUAAGUCAUACACUACUUGCCCCUAUGCAGAAUAUGCAUUUUAACAAUCUGUUGCCAUCAAACUUUUUUACACAUAUUCAAAGGCAUUCUGCGUCUCCCCGGCAGCAAAGCUUAAAAAAAUUUUCUUUCAUUAAAUAUUUUUCUAAAGUUUCCUAAGUGUAAGAUUCACUUGAUUUAGCAAUUUUAAAUUCCUAUGUGCAGCAAGUAGUUCUUUUGAAGGAGCUAAGUGUCUUCUACGAAACGUCCUUUUAACAUAGAGUUGAGACCCGUUGCAAUCUAAUCAAUCAGGUGCUCCUUCAAACACUGUGGUUGCAAAUAAAGUGUGAAUGUACAAAGAGCUCAAUAACCUAGUUUUGUAUUACUGGUUAAGAGUGCUAAGAAACUUUAACUUGUAUUCGAAUGUAUGCAUACAUACAUGUUUAUUUGUAUUCGAAUUAAGGUGAUUAUAAGCUCCGGAGUGACGGUAACUAAUUUGCCAUUGCAGUUAAGCUUUCAAGAAAGAGUUAAAGGGCAAUGCCAGAGCACAACUGUCUGCGGUUGCAAUCUUGCUGCCACCUCGACAAGGACCGCCUCUUCAAGCUUUUCCCCGGUAUUUUCUGUCGCUCAUUCUGGUAUUAACAACGAGUUUAAUGCUACCGAUGUAAACGGCGCCCAAGUCAUCUUGAAUGGGGGAUCUUGGGAGCCAGCUGCAGACGAUGAUAACCCGUGGUUUCAAGCAGAUUUUGGAUCAGUGAAAACCAUUCGAAAAAUAAGCACAAAAGGCAACAGCCAUACUAACUCAUGGAUUAAGGAAUACAAUGUUUACACCAAGAAUUCCUUAUCAAGUAGCUUUUCGCUUUAUAAAAAACUUCCGGGAAAUGAAAAUGCCGAUCAGUUGCGAGUGCACGAUUUGGGCGACCAAGGUCAAUUUCAAGCAAGGAUCAUUAAGAUUGUACCAUUAUCAAAUGAGAGAAAUGCGUCACUGAGAAUUGAUUUCACUGGUUGCGACAAAGUGGAUGGUGGAUGGACUAACUGGGAAGGCUGGAGAGGCUGCAGACGUCCAUGCGGAGGAGGCUUACAAUUCAGGUUUCGCUUGUGUGAAAAUCCUAAGCCCAGGUUUCUUGGAAUCAACUGUCCAGGAAUCUCCGUUGACCAACAAUCAUGUAACGAGCAUACCUGCCCACCCACGGUAAUGAGCCUAGAGCUACAUCUACCUUCUGAGACUUGGAAUGUUGCUCUUGCUGAGCCUACUUCAACUGUUCUAUGCACGGAUCUUAAGUCAAAUUUUUUAGCGGUCUAUGUCCCACCUGGUGGUUUAGACAUCAAUGUCGCGUGUACAUUUUAUCAGUGGGACACAACGAAAGUUAGGGUUAUUGCAAAUAUAACCCUACAUCCGCCAAACUCUUUGUACAUUGCUAAGCUCCAGGAUGGUCUUCACUACCACCAAAGAAUUCAUAGCAUGGCGGCCAUUUUGGCACAUUAUUCCUCGACUGUUGUGCCAUACCCACCAAGCAUCCUUUCUUUUAAUUCCCUGGAAUUCAAGUAUAUAGCUGUCACCGCGGCUGCAGCAUCUACUGGACCUUCUGCUCUUGGUUACGAGAUAUUUUAUAGACUCGAUACCACAGACCCAGAUGGAGCAUGGACCUACACAAGUCCAGAAGCCUCUACAGGGGCGUGUGACUCCUUUCCAGUCUGCUAUAUAUGGAAUACUGCAGCGUUUCAUAAUUACACUGCCAGAAUUAUUCCUUUCAGUGGAAAUGGAUUCGGAUUUGGCUCGUCUCCAUACAAAGUACGGGCUAGAGAAAGACCGCCAGAAGUCCCCAGUAAUUACGCUGGCGUUAUGGUGUCAUCAAGAAGUAUAAGGGUAUCAUGGUCUAUUUUGGGACUUACGCAAAUGCAUGGAAAUAGUGAGGGCUACCAAAUUAGAUACAAACCACGAGACAAAGGAAACUGGCAAAACAUUAGAGUAUGGGAUCAUUGGACGAGUCAAUACUUAAUUACCGGAUUGGAAGAAUAUGUUGUGUACCAUACUCAAAUUCAAGCCAAGAAUACUCUCCACUACGGGCACUUCUCGCAUUCAGUUUCAGUUACAACCGAUGAAGACAUUCCAUCAGCACCGCCGUCCACUGUCUCAGUCUCACCAGCCUCCUCCACGUCAUUGCAUGUUUCAUGGUCUGAGGUCCCCGUGGAUGAUAAAAAUGGAAUCAUUAUCAACUACAAAAUCAAUAUCACGUUAGGAACAGUCAUGGCUGCUGAAAAUAGCUCUCUGGUGGUAGUCGAAAAUGGAAAUCAGUAUACUCACGUUAUCCCAAACCUUAUUAAAUGGACAUUUUACACGGCACAGGUUGCUGCUAGCACGAUCAAAGGGACAAGUGUGUAUUCUGGUCCUAGAACUGCCCGAACAUCGGAGGACAGGCCUGAUAUUGCACCUGGAAAUUUUCGUGGUAUUGCUGGUUCAUCUACGACGAUUAGUUUGCUUUGGAAUCUUAUCCCACUUGUGCAAAGACAUGGUGUCAUAACGAGAUACAUUGUAACAUACUAUCGUGUCGAUAAUCCCACGAACAUAUUGCAUUCAUACUUCGAUGGUGAAUCAACGCUUGCAGGAACAGUUACUAGUUUGCACUAUUGGACUGAAUAUAGCUUGAAAAUCGCAGCAUCCACUUCUGCUGGCCAGGGCCCAUAUAGCAGUGCGAUAAUCAUUAAGACGGAAGAACAUCCCCCAACUCAAUAUCCUCGAAAUUUUGAAGGUUUCAAUACAAGUUCUUACAGUAUACGAGUACUAUGGGAAAGAGUCUCUGAACCGUACAGACAUGGUGUUAUUCUUGGUUAUAAAUUGCAGUAUAAAUCUCAAAGCGAGACAACAUGGGCUGUCGUCUUUCUUCUUGGCACCAGUAACAGAAGUUUUGAGAUCAAUGGCCUAAAUAAUUACACCCUCUAUGAUUUGAAAGUUUCCGCUUACAAUUCAAAAGGAACCGGAGUUGAGAGCAACAUCCAAGUUAGAACUGACGAUGCGAUUCCCACGCUACCACCUGAGUCAGUUACCGCCAGAAACACGAGUUCGACGACAUUGCAUAUCCAAUGGCAACGUAUACCAGAAAUAUCGAGGCACGGCGUAAUCCUCGGGUACAUCAUCAAUUAUACUGACCUCGCUUUAAAUACACUAAUGACAACAACGAUCCACAACUGGGGCCUGCUACAAAUCACGUUGACAUCGUUGGAGAAGUUUCGUCGCUACCGUAUAGAUGUUGCAGGCUAUACAAGAAAUGGCGUAGGUCCUUACAUUUCAACGAUAGGGAUAACUGAUGAAAAUACACCAUCUGUGUUUCCAAGUGACCUGAGAGGGAUUAACAUUUCAGCAACAGCAAUCUUUCUACAGUGGAACAACAGCAUGCCAAUUUUACCUAGAAACGGAAUAAUCACUGGCUACAGGGUGACGUAUGUAGCAGUUUUAAAUCCAACAGACAAUGGUGUGGUUGAGUUCCAUGGAGCUGCCUUGCAAUCAGGAAACGUCACGGAUUUACACUAUUGGACUCACUACAACUUCUCCAUAGCAGCCGGUACGCGCAUUGGCUUUGGGGUUGAUAGUCUACCAAUUACUAUACGCACUAACGAACAUGUCCCCACCAAACCUCCAAUUAUACUGACUGCUUUCAACACAAGCUCAUACACAGUAAACAUAUCAUGGCAACCAAUCGAGAACCAGUUCCAACACGGGAUCAUCCUGGGAUACAAUGUGACGUAUACGUCCAUGUUUGAUGGCAGUGAUGCCUACCGGCUUGUUCCUGGGCAAAACAAUCUCAAUGUGGAAAUCACCAAUCUUCGCAAUUUUACUGAAUACAAUUUCACCGUAUCUGGGUACAACAUAAAGGGCACAGGACCAUGUAACUGGGUUGUUGUAAAAACUGAAGAAACUGAACCGAUUCAGCCACCAGCUUCUCUUUUAACUUACAACACAAGCUCUUCAAGCCUGUGGAUAGAAUGGUCAAAAGUUCCUUUUGAAUCAAGGCGAGGGCUCAUUUUGGGAUACAUGGUCGUAUAUAGUGAUAUUGUGUAUAACAUAACGAGGAACCUAACGCUGAAUGGAGAAAAUGUGCUGAGCCACAACCUGAUUGGACUGGAACAGUUCAGAAAGUACCGGAUAAGCAUCGCAGGAUUUACUAAAAUUGGAAUUGGACCAUAUAUAUCAACUGUUGGAAUAACAGAUCAAGACAUUCCAAAUGCCGCUCCGAUCGAAAUAUCCGGAGCGUUCCUUUCCUCAAGCGAAAUAAAGAUUUUAUGGUCACAGCCUCCGGCGGCAGAGUUAAAUGGCAAAUUGAUGUCUGUUAAUGUAUUCUACAAAAUUGAUGUUCGAGUAGCGCCAACCCGAGCGGUAGAUGGUAGGAAAUACCUGGAGAUGUUGCUGGCAAAAAAUAGCUCUGAGGCUUCAAGGCGAAAGAGGUCUGUAGGGGAAGAGAAUGGCGGGAUUCAGCCUGAGCUUAAAAUCUGCGAGAGCCAUUUAAAUUUACCCUGCUUAAGGCUACCAAUUUCCCAUCAAGCUAAUAAGCUGCAGGUUUUGCAGUCUCAUAGAGCCCGAAGGUCUAGCUCAAGUCUGACUGGAUUUGAUACAAUUACCGUGAAUGCAAAUGAAACCAGCUUGCAGCUCAACUCUCUCGACCCGUACAUUAAUUAUACAAUAAUGCUGCAAGCAACAACUAUUAAGGGCUCGGGGCCACUGAGCAAUCCAAUUCUGGUUCAAACUGGCGAAACAGUUCCCAGCUCGCCACCAACAGAUGUUUCGGCAAAGUUCACGUCUUCAAGGAGCAUUCUCACAAAAUGGCAACCUGUGCCUUACGCAGAUGCGAACGGGAUCGUUUACGCCUACAUCGUUUCAAUACAGCGCGCGAACAGCUCUGACCCGUGGCAAAGUCACAUCCAAUACGAGCCACACUUGCAGUACAAUAUUACUGGCUUGAUGAGAUUUGUCUUGUAUGAAAUUAGAGUAGCGGCUGUUACCAGCAAGGGUAUUGGCCCAUUCAGUGCAGGAGUUUUUGAGAAAACAGAUGAAGACAUUCCAAGUGCCUCUCCUGCCCAUAUUACUGGAGAAUCAUUGUCAUCUACUAAGCUUCGCAUCAAAUGGGGAAGUGUCCCUGAGAAUGGCGAACCCUCGUGUUGCUUACAUGGCAUCUUAACGGGCUACCGUGUAUCUUAUGGUAAACGGUAUCCUGUCCCAGGUGACAGCUUUUCUACAGUAAUCACCCCGCCAAACCAGCAGUCUGUUGAUAUUACGGACCUCGUAACGUACACACCUUAUACUAUUGACGUUGCUCCCAUGACAAUAAAGGGCUUAGGCCCUGAUAAAAGGAUUCAUAUGUGGACCAGUGAAAGUAGACCAAUAAUAGAGCCACAAAAUGUCUCCUUGACCAACCACACGUCCACAUCAUUGCUUGUUGAGUGGAACGAGCUUCCAUUCUUAAAAAGAAAGGGCGAGAUUCGAGGCUAUGCUGUAUAUUAUAGAGUAAAGAAGUCAAGUCUUCCCUUGUCCAUUAAAUGGGUAGACAUGUACCAUUUUACUGCGAACUACACAGUUGUCUAUCGACCUCCAAUUCAGGUCGAGGUUGAUGAUGUCAUUAGGCGACUUUGGUAUGAGCUGACUGGGUUGUAUAAGUUUAUGGAGUAUACUGUUCAUCUCACUGCGUACACCAAGGUGGGCACUGGUCCUUGGACGUUUGCCAAGUUUGCUAUGACUGAUGAAGAUGUGCCAAGUAGAGCAGCCCAGAACGUCACAGUGCAUGCACUGAACUCAACGUCAAUCGUAGUCGAGUGGGAUCCAGUUCCAGCCAUAUAUGACCCACGUAUUGAAGAUCCUGUUUGCUGCGUCAAUGGUAUUCUUACCGGCUACACAAUAUUUUAUACAAGAGAAAGAAAGAGCUACAUUCACAACAUAAGCAUUGAUCUGACGUACUUUGAAAGAAUGGAAAGUUUGCUGUCACCGAACAUAACGAAUAAUGCCACAAAUGCAACUCAAGCGUAUAGAAUGAGUUACGUUCUCACCGGUUUAGAUUCGUACAAGAAUUACACAGUUUACGUUGCUGGAAAUACAAGGAAAGGUCAUGGAGUGCUAGGCCGUCCGGUUCAUGUUGUCACUCAACAAGACCUUCCAGCACGAGGGCCAUUACGUGUACAAGCAUGGAACACAAGCUCAACAAGUGUCCGUGUUGAAUGGGAAGAACUAGAUUGGGAAUAUCGAAAUGGCCUAAUUCUUUACUUCAUGAUUUAUUACAGAGAGACAUACAAACCCUUUCAAGAAGAGUCAGCUUUCAGUGUUUCCAGCAAAUACAAUUAUACAGAGAUAAAGAAUCUACGGAAGUGGACAUUUUAUGAUAUUCGUAUUUACGGUGGAACGUAUGUUGGCCGAGGAUUAAACAGCACGAAUAUAACAGUAAGGACAGACACUGAUGUUCCAACCCUGCCACCGCAAGACUUGAUAGCGUUUGACAACACUGGCCCAUUCUCGCUGCUUCUUACAUGGAAACCGAUUCCACUUGAGCACUGCCAUGGAGACAUAGUCACAUACAAAAUUUUGUUCCGUCAAUACACGGAAGCAGAUAAAGAAGUGGAAACAGCUAAAAUGUCAGAGCUUGUGCUGCCAUCCGAUGUACACCAGGUUUACAUUGAGAAUCUCUCAACAUUCUCGACUUAUGAGAUCGAGAUUGUGGGUGCCACAAAUCAAGGCUAUGGCAUUCACUCCAACAAGAUAUAUGCAAAAACAUGUCGUUGUGUAAAAAACCUGUACACAAACUGGUGGGCCUAUCCGCCAUAUCUGUUUGAAGAGGGUAUUGAUGGGACAAAGCCGAUUGCUAAUUCUAGGGCAAACCCUUCUUAUGUGCCAAAAGGAAUUUUUGGGAAGUUAAUCCGAGAUAUGGUUGUAUGGGGAUGUCAAAAUUGCAAUGGCCCAAGAGGACAUGGUCUCUCCGUUUUGCACUUUGACGUCGACAGGACUGGCGGACGUUGCAUAAAAAGUUCUUCAAUACAGUGCAUGGAAAAUGUGAAUAAUGCUACAGACAUUUCAUUUCCAGUACUAGGCCGAGCACUGCAGACAAACUUUCUCUCGCGAGGGAAGUUUCUGCAUCUCAUUGAUCAUCCCAGUUCAGCCCUCGUUGCUUUGAAGAAAGUAACAAUAAUAUCAAAAAGCAAAGCUAUGAGUGUAGCAAUGUUUUCAUUGUGGCCAAUGAUUAUACUUAUACUUGCACUUGCAGCUCUGGCAGGAAAUAUUAUUUGGUUUCUGGAUUCAGGUGAAAAUCCUGAAGAAUUUCCUCCUUCUUCUCUCUUCGUUGGAAUAUGGAAUGGCUUGUGGUGGGCCUAUAUAACAAUGACCACCGUGGGAUAUGGUGACAUCACACCUAGGUCGUUUAUUGGAAGAUUAUUUGCCAUAUUAUGGACGCUGGUUGGUUUAGUUAUCUAUGCCAUUCUCUGCAGUGGGCUUACUUCCUCCUUGUAUGUAAAAGAGCAAAUGAUUCAUAGGAAAGUCGAUAUUUACAAUAACAAGAUUGCAACUGUGGCUGGGUCUUUUGAAGAAAUGCUGGUUUUAAAAAAGCUUGGCAAGUCAGUGAAAAAAAACAACAUUGAGGAAAUCUUACAGAUGGUGAGGCAAGAUCAAAUUGUAGGAGGGCUUGUUGACUCUUUUGCACUCACCAUGUUUCAAAGUCAUUUCAACAAUAGCCCUAUCUAUGUCCAGAAAUCCUUCAAAUCUUCUUUUGCCUUUGGCAUUGGCCUAACAGGAAAUAUUUCCAAGCUCGAUAAUGUUUUCACGGACUUUCUUCAUUCCAAUCAGAAAAUGCUUGCGGAAAGCAUCGUCAACUAUGUUCACACUUUCAAAGCAGAUGAGAGCACCGCUGUUGUUCCUGAAGAGAGUAGCGGUAUGUUCCAACCGAAAUCUCCAAUUUUUCUUAACAUGACGUAUGCGAUUGCAGCUUGCAUCGGAGUAUCCUGCAUCUUUGGAAGCAUUUUCACGAUAUGGAGGCGUCGAAAAGAAAGAUAUUUAAAGGAAAGAGGACAAUGUUUAGAGAAACUGCGGGAAAAUUGUGAAGGGUACGCCAAGUUGGAGAAGUUGUUUAAUUCAAUGAAUGAAGUAUUAGAGAACUUCGUGAUGUCAGUAGUUGAAAGCUUGGCAAAAAUUGAUAACAAUCACAACGAACAGACUAAUCAUUUGAUGAAUAUUUACCGGUUUUUAGAUCGAUGCGAACGUUCUGCUGUUGAUCCUAGCAAUCAGCUGAGUCAGCACGGCAUAUUUAUAGAAAACUGGGACACUGUUUAUAAAGAACGAAAACGACUAGCAAACUCAAAGAAUGGCGGCUUUAUAAACAAUAUUUUUCAACACCGUAGAAAAGGACGUACAGAUCCGGUGUAAUAAAAGAUGAGUUCAUGCUGAAACCGGGAAUAUAGAGACAAGAAUCUCUCGCCUGAGUUAUAAACUAUAAACCCAAAUAAACUAGAAAAUAGAUCAUUAUUGAUGUUUUUCCUUUUUUUUUUAAAUUUUCAAACGUUCAAAAUUUUAAAUUUUUUAUGUAUUGGCUCAAUGGCUUGAAAGGCUGAAUCGUCUACUUUUCAUCCUAACACAAUCCUGUCAAAUAAUGAAACAAUCAAAAUGAAUUUGUUCUGUUUGUUUAAACCCUUGCAUGAUGCUGGCCCAGCAGCUACUUAUUCUAAAGUUAUUCAAUUUCAUGAAAUAAUAUUGCGAUUGAUUUACAAAGAAAACAAUGAAGAGACAAUAAAUGUCGAUGUAAAAGUCUUCAUAGCCAAGAACGAUUGAUUUCUAUGAAAUAAACUAUAAAUUAUAAAUAAAACCGUUAAUUGUCCUAAGAAACUUGAGAUAAAACUUCGUGAAUGUAAAUUUGUUGUGUCUCAGGACUUGUGGUAUUAUGAACAAGAGUUUGACUUUUUAUCUUGAUUUUCAUUUUUUAAAAUGCUUCAAACAAUCAUUCACACAUUUUUUACAAGCAAUUUUGAGAAAUAAAAGUAUUUUAAAAUAUCAAAAAGGAAAUAUUCAUUUUUUUCUGUUACAUUCAAAUGAUGUCCAGGUAUGUUUAUUAUGUUUAGGUGCAGUUUUAUGGAAUGAAGGAGUUUGACAAUGAGACUAACCCCCCCCCCCCCCCCCUUGAAAACAUUCAUCCUUCCAUGCACGGGGAAACAGUAUGACGUAGCACCAUCUACUGAUUCUGAUUGGAGGAAAUUUGUAUUGUUGGCGGGAACGAUAGAGAGAGAUCCGAAACGCCUUCAAACCAAAUUUGCCGAAACGUACUGCAGAUUUUUGAUGAGUAGCCAUUUUCAUGAAAAAUUCAAAGAGCCGAUGUCAUGCAGUUAGACGAAGAGGUGUGUUAUAUGCCAGAUAUCUACUUGUAAAUUCUUAUUAAUGUAUUUCUUACCAUGCAUAUCUUUAUUGACAAGUGGCCUUUCGUUGCUCUUGCUUGUCAAUUCAUUAGGCCAGGUUUUGGAGAGUGGAGGUAAAUAUUAGAUUUCAAUUUGCAAAUUUGAACCAAAGCAGGAUACCUUUGUAAUUGACAAAUUUGACUCAGUCCAUUCCAAUUUCUAAGUAUAUUUCACUUCCUCAUUUCAGGGUGGUAUCGAAAAGCUACCCCGAGAUUUUCUUUUCUUAGUUAUUGUAGAGUUACGACUAAAAACCUCACCCUUGAACCACUACUACAUACGCUUUUCAUGUGCACAAAUCCUGAUGUUCAUUUAAAAAAUGGUAUCGUAAAACAACUGCUGAAAUUAAAUUAUCUGCUGAGAAGAAUAUUGAGGAACUAAGAACUGGGUGAAUAUAUGUUUGGCGCAUUCUCGCCAGACCGAAAAGUUCCACGUGCAAACAAGCUAGGCACAGUCAAUUAUGUUGUUCAGUUAGUUUUUCUUGGCCUUACUGCACAAAACGUGUAUAAGCCAUAAAGCUUUAUGGCAAUUAAAGACACGCUGUGCAUAAACACAACUUGGUUUAAUAUGACUAUAGACCAUUCGUAGAGUUCUGAUAAAUGUUUGUACCAUACAAUUAGGUUUUUCUUUGACUACAAAGACUAUACUUGAGUAAAAAAUAUACUUUAAAUGCUAAUAGGUUUAUUUUAGAUACUUAAAAUAUUUUCAUAAGUCUAAUAAUCUUGCUAUUCAUCACGAAUUGAAUUCUUAAAGUUUGCAAAAGCUUAAACAACUCAAUAAUUUUACUCUGUUGAUUUCAGUAAAGCAUUACAUUGAAAACAAAGACCAUUCCUUUGGACUGCAUGCUUGCAAAAAUGUAUUCCCAUUUGGAUCCGAAUCAUUCCCAUGUGUAGAAACAUUAUUAACAAUGAUCUGCGUAAAUUAAAAGCAUUGUCAGUUGAUUGGUAGAAACAUACGAACUAUCUUUUGAUUGGCUGAGCGGCUGCAAUAAAGACAGUGGCAAUGUAGCGAUAGCAUAGGUUCCAAAUCUUUGAUUGGCUGAGCGACCUAAAUUCUCCAUACUCCAUUAAUCAAUCAGAAUUCAAGAAUAUGACAACAAACGUGUCUCGCAGCUAGAUUUAGGCCUAUUUUGGACUUUUACCACUACCCACAAAAAAUAAACGUGUAAAAUGUGCUGAAAGAUAACCUAAAUUUUUUUUAAAAAAUUGAAUCUUUAAUAAAUUUAUGAAAAAACUGCCGUUGUACUCAGUCAAAAUUCUUCCUCGAUCGUCAGUUACGAAGGCUUGAAACUGUCCCUUUCAAACCCUUAUAGUAAUUAGGGGGAGGGAUAACAUAAAAAUUACAGUUUUUAAUCUUUUAAGUUGUUUCAUCCACUUAAUUAACAAAUAUGAACUUACCUUUACAAGCCACUGUUUAAAUAUUUUCUUUCCGGCAUUGAUGCUCGUGUUACUGACGGAAAAAAUCGCUAAGUUCGACUGAGAGAAAUGCAGUUCGUCUUUCUCUCAAAAUAACUACAAUUGUACAAAUUAUUUUGCGCUCAGGUACUUUAUAUCUGCAUUUUAAAGGCUUGAAGAUCAUGAGAAGCUCAAUUCCACCGAUCGUUCUCAGACACACUUGGUCUUACUAUAUUCUGUCAAUGAAACAAACGUUGUCUCGGAAAUUGGGCCUAUUGUAGGGGGUCCAAGGUCGCAAAAUACGUAAAAAUCAGCGAAAAGUCGAUUUUUACUGAAAAACGCAUCUCAUGUUAAGCUGCAAUUGGUAGGAAAACCAUUGCUAGACACGUUAUCCGCUUGUAGAAAUGGGAUCGGGGCCGUGAAUGCCCAAGCUUUUUUAUAGGCCCCCGGCCAAUGAAAAUGACACCAUAAAAAUGUUUAUAACAAAAGGCAUAAAUGUUUACAACAACGAUUUUCGCAAAAAUCAUGAUUUACUUCAUCGUUUUUUUGGUUCCCAAUUUUCUUAGCAACUUUGCAGCAUUCUGUAGUUUUUUCUAGUGAACCUUUGGUAAUGAAUUCUUUGUUAUAGAUAUGACCUAUCUGUUGAGAUAAAACAUAAAAGAAGUGUCCCUAUGACCAUCUUUUGGCUAUUUCACAAAAUUCAUUUUCAAAUCAACUGUCAAUCAAAACGUUAUCGCCGUUCUGAGCGUGGAUGGUCGAGAAAUUGAUAUUCAAGAAAAGUUUAUCAUCAUAUCUUAAGGGGGCACCUGUAUAUAAGCUUUUUCGGAAUUAAAAGUUGAUAUUUAUUCAUGAAACUGAACAGUAUUGAGAACAAUAACACAGAUAAAAAGGCUAAAGUACCGGGUCGGUCAUUUCCUUUGAAUUUAGAUCCCGUUUUAAGUGGAUUUUAACUAACAAUGUAAGCAUCUACAAAACGGCAUGUAAAGUUUCACGUCUUCAAAUUCUUUUAUAGCAUUUGAACAGGGGCUUCCUGAUUGGAAAGGGGGCAAGGGCAUGGGGCACGCACCCAAUCUUCGACAAUUCGGCCAUUUGUCAAAAAUUGCGUAUCUGUUCGGCAAAAGAAAAUUUGUAGUUGAUAGGAAAGCCAAAAGGUUUAACGGAACUUAUCAGUAUAAAAAGGACGAUAUAAACAGAAAAAGUUUUCUGAAGAUAGUAAAACUCGUGGUUAUUUAAUUUACAGUCUUGUACUGAAAAUCGCAAGCUUGCCAAUUGGUAUUACUAAGUGUGAGCGCACCUUUUUAAGGCUAAAGUGUGUAAAAAACAGGCUGCGAUCAACAAAUGGCCAAGAGAGGUUAAACAAAUGUUGAGUUUGACUUGACACCUUUAGUAAUGAUGAAGUAAUCGGUAAGUUUGCUCAGACAGCAUUGCUAAGAAGUCUUCUCACGCACUAAAAAUCGCCCAGUUCCUGUCUUUAGAUCCCUAAGAUAUAAACCAUCAGUCCUAUUGCUAUGGAGCAAAUAGUACAUAUUUGGCUGCCACAGACUGAAUUCUGGCUGAAGGAAAAUAUUUAGUAUAGCUUCAUUCUAGUAUUUUCAAGCAAAUUUAAAUACUAAAAUCAUUCGUUCCUUAAUUGUAUUUUUUUUGAGUGUAUUAAUUUAGACUAAUUAGUCUCAAGGGCAAAAAUAAGACUCCUGAAAUGUGACUUUUGAUGGGAAUGGAAGUCAUUUUCUGAAGAAGAAUUGCUGAUGACUUAACUUGUCCUAAAAGUAGAGGUCAAGGUUUGCUCUUUGAGCCGUAAAGCUUGGAGGCUUUAGACUAUUCAGAUAUCAAAUAUUAAAUAUUAAGCCUGCAGCAAACUUGAGGAGUCAAUGCCCUGAACCUACUUUAUGUCACAAGAGUUCGUUUCAACCCUUGGGCUUCAGUGGCAACACAAAGCAGCACCGAUGGGUCAACUUUACCCAUCAUGCAAUUGCGUUUUUGAUUUGUUUAUUUCGAUCCACAAUUUUUUUAUAGCUUUUAUCAUUAUUCCGACGUUUUAUACCCGACGGAUUAACAGUGCAUUCUACACCGUUGAUUGAAAAAUAUCUAUUUCGACAGUUUCUGUUCAAAAUGUUCGACAGUUUCUCUUUAAAUUUGCUAGACAUGAAAUUGUGGCUGACAGUUUGUGUUCAAAAUCGCUAGACAUGAAAUCUAUUCAGGCUGACAGUUUCUUUUAAAAAACGUUAGAUACGAAAUUUAGGUUAACACUUUUGAAGAUCACCAGCAGAAUGAGCAAGAAACCAGUAAACAGGGAACAGGCUACAACAAUCUCACAAACAUACUAACUGGUUUUACAAACAUACUAACUGGUAACAAACAUACUAUGCUGUACACUCGAUUUGCUUGACUUGAUUUGAGUUGCACCUUUUGAGAAAAUCUUUUGUUGUCACGUGAACGAAGACGUCAUUUCCGGUAUA
Messenger RNA from Rhopilema esculentum, 15098 nucleotides. RefSeq names its product phosphatidylinositol phosphatase PTPRQ. Gene Ontology annotation, biological process: cytokine-mediated signaling pathway. The record is from RefSeq and is a predicted model, not a curated record. Gene Ontology annotation, cellular component: external side of plasma membrane; signaling receptor complex. Lineage: Eukaryota; Metazoa; Cnidaria; Scyphozoa; Rhizostomeae; Rhizostomatidae. Gene Ontology annotation, molecular function: cytokine receptor activity; cytokine binding.